Messenger RNA from Phalaenopsis equestris, 1182 nucleotides. RefSeq names its product protein EXORDIUM-like 1. NCBI's taxonomy places the organism in Eukaryota, Viridiplantae, Streptophyta, Magnoliopsida, Asparagales, Orchidaceae. Bases 110 to 1045 code for a protein of 311 amino acids. The record is from RefSeq and is a predicted model, not a curated record. The transcript has a single exon.
CGGGGAAUGCUCCCAUUACAGCCACAUACGAUCUUCAAGAAAUCUCCCAAAACUUCACUCUCACAAGAGAAUCUUCUUCUCUCCCUCCCUUCCAUAAUCAUUCGCGGCCAUGGAUUCUUCAUCUCAUUCCGCGCAUCUCUGCUUCUUUCUGCUUUCGGCUCUUCUCUUCCCUUCUUCGCUCGCUGCCCGGAUGCUCCAGGUCGAGUUAGAAAAGGAGCCGCUCACCAUCACCUACCAUAAGGGCGCUCUUCUCUACGGCCCGAUCUCCGUCAACCUCAUCUGGUAUGGUAACUUCAACGCCUCCCAGCGAUCCAUCGUCUCCGAUUUCGUCGCCUCCCUCUCAUCUGGCGAUCCCCUGAACAACAAGCCCUCCAUGUCAUCCUGGUGGGCGAUGGCCGAGAAGUACUGCGUCCAAUCAAAGAAAGCGCUGCCUCGUCUCACCCUCGGUGAUCAAAUUAUUGAUGAGAACUACUCCUUGGGCAAAUCCCUGAAGAACUUGGACAUUGUAGCUCUCGCGACAAAAGGCAGGCAUCAGCAUGCCAUAAACGUUGUCUUAACGUCCGAUGACGUGACGAUCGAGGGAUUUUGUAUGAGCCGAUGCGCGACCCACAGAUCGUCUCCCCUGUCCAAAGCUGGCCUGUUCGCCUACAUAUGGGUCAGUAACUCGAUGCUUCAGUGUCCCGGCCAGUGCUCGCGGCCCUUCCAUCAACCGGACUACGGUCCGCAGGCUCCACCCUUUGUGGCGCCUAACGGAGUCGUUGGAGUUGACAGCAUAGUGAUGAAUCUGGCGAGUACGAUUUUCAGAGCUUUAACUUUCCCGUUCGACGGCGGAGGAUUUUUUAUAGGUCCGAAGACGGCGCUGCUUGAGGCGGCGACAGCGUGCACGGCGAUUUACGGUAAGAGAGCGUACGCUGGUUACGCCGGUGAGCUUCUGGUGGAUUCAGUCACCGGUGCGAGCUAUAACGCCAGUGGGGCUAAUGGGAGGAAGUCUCUCCUUCCGGCGAUCUUUGAUCCGUCAACGGCUUCGUGUUCAUCUUUGCUGUAGUUUUUAGCGAGUUGCUGAGUAGUUAUAAAAGGUUAUUAGAUUAUUAGAUCUGCAUAGGUGGAAUGCUUUAAAUCUGCAUUUCUUUCAUUGAUUCAAUUUGUUUUAGACUUAAAUUUUCUUUAGAAUGUUUAUGUGCA